Molecule: messenger RNA, 1467 nt
Organism: Trypanosoma conorhini
Lineage: Eukaryota; Euglenozoa; Kinetoplastea; Trypanosomatida; Trypanosomatidae
Product: putative sterol C-24 reductase
Exons: 1
Coding region: 1-1467 (488 amino acids)
Biological process (GO): ergosterol biosynthetic process
Cellular component (GO): endoplasmic reticulum membrane
Molecular function (GO): Delta24(24-1) sterol reductase activity
Source: RefSeq, a predicted model, not a curated record
AUGACCACUGGAACUCGCCGGACGUCUUCAAUUCGGCGUUCAGGUACCCCAAAACGCAAUGCGCAGGCGGCUGAGCGAAAAUUGAGCCCCGAGGAGCUCUACAACCUCACGGUGGAAAAGAAAUUUUCCCCCGAGAAGGACACCUGGGAUGGCCACUUUGAAUUUUGUGGGCCUUGGGCCGUCUUUCUCAUCAUGUUGGCAUCCCAUACGCUGAUAUAUUACUUUAUGGUUUGUAUAAUGAAGUUUCAGGGCACCAUGAUCUACCCCGGCCAUCCACUACUAGAGGGGAAGAGCAUGUUCAGCGUUUUUUGGGAGUAUCUGCGUGUGCAUGCGGCACCGACGUGGGAUACUUUUGGCAUCUUUACAGGUUUUUUGAUUCUGGAGUACAUCUUGGCUGUUAUUCUUCCCGGUGUGGAGGUCAAGGGGCUUCCCAUUCCAAGCGAAGGUGGUUACCGCUAUGUUUACAGGUGCAAUGCCGUCCAUGCGUGGUAUUGUAUGGUGGUCAUUGUAGGCGUAUUACAUUUCACUGAAGUCUUCCCUCUGUGGAGGGUGCACGAGGAAUAUGGACGUUACUUAACCGCCGCUACUAUUUGGGCGGACGUCCUCUCGGUUUGGGUCUACAUUGCUGGCCUUCGUCGAAGAAUUCGUAUGUCAAACAAUAUCGUAUAUGACUUCUUCAUGGGAUCAGGCCUCAACUUUCGUCUUCCCGGUGACGUGGACGUUAAGCUUUUUGCAGAAUGCCGCAAUUCCUGGGUACUGUUGGUGAUUAUUACCCUAAGUAAUGCCGCCGCGAUGCACCGAGAGCUUGGCUACAUUACAGGAAAUAUGUGUUUCCUUGUUUUAGCACAGCUCUUGUACGUGAAUGCGAUUCAAAAGGGCGAAGAAUGUAUUAUCAGUACUUGGGACGUAUUUUACGAGAAAUUUGGAUGGAUGUUGGCGUACUGGAAUACGUGCGGGGUGCCGUUUUUGUAUUCCAUCCAGUCCUUAUACAUCCAGGCAGUUCUAAAAGAGCGUUCCUACCAACCUUGGCAAUUGGCGCUUAUGCUGAUGGUUCUCAUCCCGGCGUACUAUAUCUGGGAUAACGCGAAUUCACAGAAGAAUCGUUUCCGCAUGAAGCGUAACGGAGUUCCGGAGCACAUCCUUCGACGCAAGGCUUUUCCGCAACUGCCUUGGGGAUAUAUUGAAAAUCCCCGUACCUUAAAAAGCGAACGCGGUGAACUUUUUGUGGACGGGUGGUAUCGCUAUGGCCGCAAACUACAUUAUAGCACGGAUCUUAUUAUGGCCUUUUUGUGGGGUGCGUCAUGCGGCUUUGACUCCUUUAUUCCGUUCUUCUACUUGUGCUUCUUCACCUGUCAUCUCGUGGACCGCGAGCGCCGUGAUGACUAUCGUUGCCGCAGGAAGUACGGUGAGCUUUGGGAACGCUAUCUGCAGGUGGUCCCCUACAAGUUGAUUCCGGGUAUUUAUUAG